Molecule: messenger RNA, 1582 nt
Organism: Lytechinus pictus (painted urchin)
Lineage: Eukaryota; Metazoa; Echinodermata; Echinoidea; Temnopleuroida; Toxopneustidae
Exons: 4
Coding region: 121-618 (165 amino acids)
Cellular component (GO): membrane
Source: RefSeq, a predicted model, not a curated record
AUAAAUGAAAAAAAUGAAAUGAACCUGUAGCAUUAUACCUUAAAAAUAUCAGCACUUAAUUGCCAAGAGUUCUAAAGGGAUUCACAGCAGAAAUUUUAAAACGAGACAAAUAUCUCCAAAAUGACAUCCACAGAGGUUCAAAUGUCUGAAGCAGAAAAGCAGCAUCUUGGCAUGGUGGAGGUGAGGUUGGAUUCACAACAAGCGAUGAUGCACACGCCAUCACGAGAUCAAGCAUUACAUGGAUACACACAAGGACAUGGGGUACAGAGCGGAGCUCCGCCUUCUUACGCACAAUCGACCAAUCACAUCCCGGUCCAGCCCCCACAAUCACAGACUGCACCUCGAUCAACCAAGGCGUUUUCGGGAGCUCCCAGGCAGCACAUUCCUGACUAUUCCCGCCUCGCUCUGAUGGUCACAUUGUGUUGUUGUCUCCCGUUCGGUCUAACUGCCUAUUUCAUGAAUUCAAGAGCACAGGACAAGCAAUUGUAUGGAGAUGACGAUGGUGCUCGUUCUUCGUCUCGCUGCGCCCUAGGCUUCGCCAUAGCUGGGAUAGUGUGUGGAUGCAUCGUUUCCGCGUUGGCGGGAAUAUAUUAUUUUGUACUCAUUGGGGUAUACUGAAUAAAUCAAUGCGUUGAGAUCCGCAAACCGCCAUGAUCAACCAUGGAGUCUAUAUGACAAGGAUAAUCGUGAUAUACUCGUGACUGACGGAAGGAUUUGACCUGUGCACCUGGAAAUGCUAUAAUGAGCAUUGAACUGACGAUGUCGAAAUGGUUAUCAACAUGAUCAAAUCGAGCUAGAUUAUAGUACUGUUAUGUAGUAUGUAUUUAACUUCCUGUUAUCAGACUUUAUUGCUUUGUCAUAUCAGAUGAUGAAAUAAUUCUGUCUUUGAAAAUGAUGUUUCGUUGGAUAAUUUAUCCCGAAACUCAUUAUGGAAAUGCUAUAAUGAGCAUUGAACUGACGAUGUCGAAAUGGUUAUCAACAUGAUCAAAUCGAGCUAGAUUAUAGUACUGUUAUGUAGUAUGUAUUUAACUUCCUGUUAUCCUUUCAGUCAUUCACCUUCACUUGUUUACAAACUCCCCCAAUGUCAUCUAAGCAUUCUCAAACCACCAAUACCAUUUAACUCCUAAACCUUGACCAUAAAAAGACCAACCCUCAGUGACGUAAGCUAACUUCAAGGAAGAAGUAUGACUCACACUUCCAGCCCCAAUCACCUGCACAGAGCAACACCACACCCCUUAUACCAGAGAAAGUUUGAUAGACAGUUACCUGUAGACCAAUCAGAUCAAGUUUAGAGAUCACUCCCACCUUAAAUUGUUACACCCCCAAAACUAAUGAUAUAAAUAAGACUUCUUGAUUAUUAGAGAAUAUAGAAUACAAAAGAAAUACUAGACCCACACUCACCCAGAUAGAGACUGACUGACUUCAAGACUUAGACGUCCAUCGAAUAUUAAUUUAACUUCACAAUCUCAAUCUGAUACUUCUAAAUUAUUGUAUAUUCAUCGUCUCCUAUGAUAUCUGAAUCUUCAUGUACUUCGAACUGUAGCUGAAUAUUGAUGAUUAAAUACCUAGUGAUUUCAACUGU